Molecule: messenger RNA, 2795 nt
Organism: Pseudomyrmex gracilis
Lineage: Eukaryota; Metazoa; Arthropoda; Insecta; Hymenoptera; Formicidae
Exons: 5
Coding region: 91-2670 (859 amino acids)
Source: RefSeq, a predicted model, not a curated record
UCGACGUGAUGAAAACAUUUGAACGACGGUACCACCGUGACAGUCGGCCAAAGUGCUCCGUUUACAUAUAUUGCGUGAUUUUGCGGAUUAAUGGAGAUAUCAUCGAAGAACUCGUCCGAUCUCUCUCAGUAUCUCUUUCAAAUCCAAGAAAUAAAGAAGACUCCCAAGAAGACCGAUACAUUGUUCGCGGAGAAUCGAAAUGAGAAUACUACGAAAAAUACGAGAUAUCUUUCCUAUUGUGAUUUUCCCUCGAGUUCGACAUCGCGCUACAAUCAAGAGAAUAUGUACGAUAGGAAUACGGAGAUGAUUCUGUUGAAACGGAAAGCGGGCGGAUAUCACAACGAGCUCAAUCCGCUCGUGAACCGCUGGAUCAUUGAUCUGAGCGACAGCGAUUCUAAGAUGGCCCUGAGAAGACAUCUUGGAGAAAUGGCGGAGUGCGGAAAUUCAAAUUCGUCAAGCACCGCGACGGAGUACAACAACAUGGAGAUGUUGCAGAAAUUGCCCUCGGACACGGUCGUGAUAAGACAACAGGCGAAGAUAAACAGCGAAAAUUGCGAUUACGGAGAAACGAAUGAUAGCGGAAGUAGCUCCAGCUGUGCGACUACUAAAAUGAAGAGAAUUUCCCGAACCAUCAAAAACAAAUCAGAAGCAAUAGAGGUGAGACGAAAUCCCAUGCGAGUGUCAAAGAAGAAUUUUACAAGAGAUUUUUCUCAGUCCAAACAACAACUCUUAGCCAAGAGAGACGUUUGUUUGAAUUACGAAUCCGGCAAACGCAUGAGAUCGUCCCCUAUGCCUUACAUGAACACCAGAUCCGUCACCCGAAAGAUGUACACUGUAGGCGCUACUUACCAAGCACCUACUAAAAGAGACGAAACCGAAUGGAAGGAAUGGCCUGUACAUGGAAUGCAUGAAAGACCGGUUUAUCAUCCUCAAGCUGGUCUAGCGGUGGAAUAUCUAGGAAGAUAUUUCACCAGCCUCGAUGGAUUGUCCUAUUGCGAGAUUUUAGAUCAGCCGGAGAUCGAGAUAGUCGCCGUAGAUCCGCACGUCAGCGAUCAAUCGGUCUCUUCGACCGAGAAGAAACCAUCAAAAGAAAAAACAAGAGCAAACAGUAAACGUUCGUCAAGUGCCGCGGACUCUUGGAGCGCUUUUCUGUCCCCGGAAAACAAGUCCUUCGACACUUGCAUGCACGGGAGUCUUCACUACGUGCUUGGUUAUUGCUCGCAAAUUAUGUCACCGACUUACAAGCGAGCUAUAGAAGAGAAAAUUAUGAACCUGACGGAUCCCGUGGCCAAGACGAGUUUUCUAAACUCGGAAGAGACGUGCAACAAAAACAGUGUCGCAAAUUCGUCUGAGAACGUCAGUAAGAACGCCGAAGAUACGAAUUUACUAGAGGCCUAUGCUAUCGCCAUAGCGCAUAGCGUCCGGAAUAAAAGUGUCGUGAGUAACGCGAACAAUCGAAAGACCGUUUCGAAUUUACCGUCGUCUUCGGCGGUGUACAUGCCGGAAACGCAAACCUCGCCCGUGGAAAUUGACAACUCCAAGAUCGGCUCUCAGCCGAGCGGCGAGAUUACGCGGAUGAAUUUGAAGCAAAUCCUUCAAGACGCUUCGAACAGCUCUUUGAUAUUGCUGAGGAGUUCGACUUCUAAAGCGAGCGAAAGCCAAGUCCGCGCAGCGAACGAUGUGUCCGAUCCGAUCCAAUUGGAAAGUACCGCUGUCAGCAACGACACGCUCAUGGAAAUGUCGUCAAUUUACAAGAGUGGUCGAGCGUGUUCGAACGAGCCCGCGUGCGGCUGCAAGGAAUCGUCAACGUGGAACAAUCUGUACAAUUUGAAGAGGCAAGCUCUGGAUACGCAAAAAUAUCCAACAAAGAAGACCUUUUUGCUGGAGAGUCCGAAGGAAAGCAACAAGAUUUCUCUCCAAACAGCAAACAAAACUCACGAAAACAGAAGUGUCGACGAAGUGAAGAUUAAUGCAGAAAAUUCAAGUGGCAGAUUGUCCGCAGCGAGUUCCAAUAAGAGUCGCGGUUGGAGCACCAGCAAGACCUCGGAAAUCGCCAGAAUCCUGUCGGAAUACAACAAGACCAUGACGAGAAAAUCCACGAUACACAAUCAGAUUUAUAACUCGAGGAGUAUAAAACCGAAUCUGACAACUUCGAGCGCCCUGAACUUGUCGAAGAGUUUGUGGCGAAAAGACGUGACGGCGGAGAAAAAUCGGAACUUUGUAACCGACACGAACAGGAAUUUCAAUUUUUCGCAGGGCAAAUGGAAGAGAUUUUAUUUGACCCAGGAUCAGAUCAAGAACACUCGGGCCACCAAUCAAAAUGCUUGGCACGGUUGUUCGACGUCGUUGGAAAAUUAUCCGAGCUCUCUGAGCAAUCGCGCAAAUCUAAGCGUUUUAAAUUGCACGAAGGAGAAACCUGUUGAAUUUCAUAACGAUUUGAACAAGCAUGAAGUUGCUGAUGCAAAAGAGAAAGAAACAAAAUCAGGAUAUUCCAUGGAUGAAACAUCAAUCGCGAGGACGAAGUCUAUGCAGGAAUUGCUUGAAAACACCGCUAUCUUAUAUUGCGCCGCCAACGGAGUUCAUCAGGACGAUUUAUCGACCUAUAUCGACACACUUGACGCUAAGCAAAGCGCGGAAUGGCUGGAGGAGUGGAAGAAUUCUGUUGUAUAAAAGGCUAGACGAUUGAAAAACAACGCACAUAGAGAAACAUGUGAAGACUACAGGAGAAGAACUUGACAAGUUCCAUUUUUUUCGAUUUUCUGUUUUUGAUGUUAUUUGAUGGUUAAAAAAUGAAA